Ornithorhynchus anatinus (platypus) is the source of this 11008-nucleotide messenger RNA. RefSeq names its product maltase-glucoamylase, intestinal. Gene Ontology annotation, molecular function: carbohydrate binding; alpha-1,4-glucosidase activity. Gene Ontology annotation, biological process: carbohydrate metabolic process. The record is from RefSeq and is a predicted model, not a curated record. Lineage: Eukaryota; Metazoa; Chordata; Mammalia; Monotremata; Ornithorhynchidae.
CGAAGCGGCGACGGCGGCUUGGACGGACACCGGGAGUGCGGGAAGCCUGGGGUCCAGGAGAUGGCGAGGAAGAAAUUCACCAACUUGGAAAUCACCCUCAGCGUCCUCUUGGUUAUCCUGUUUGCCAUCUCUGUGGCCCUGAUCGUCCUUCUGUCCACCAAGACGCCGGGCGUUCAAGACAACCCCAGCUCCACAGCGCCUCCUACGUACCCUGGCCUCACCAGUACCACCCCUGCGCUGCCCCCAGACUGCCCCACCGGAAGCCCGCUGGAACGAAUAGACUGCAUCCCUGACCAAGAGGCCACUCAGGUGAAGUGUAAUCAGCGAGGCUGUUGCUGGAGUCUCCAGGGGGGCUCCAAUGUGCCCCCAUGUUUCUUCUCCAGAAAUCAUGGCUACAGGGUGGACGGAGGCCUGACUAACAACACUGCAGGGUUUUCUGCGAGGCUCAGGCGUCUGCCGUCGCCAUCCCUGUUCGGAAAUGAUGUCAGCAUUGUCCUCCUCACAGCCGAGAAGCAGACAGCCAAUCGAUUCCACUUCAAGAUCACAGACCCCAGUGCGAUGAGGUUUGAAGUCCCCCAUGAACACAUCAGACCGUUCGAUGGAAAUGCCAUUUCCCCCGUGAACUACGUCGUCGAGGUCACGGAGAGGCCGUUCAGCCUCCGACUGAAGAGGAGGAGCAACGACCGUGUAUUGCUGGACACGAGCAUUGGGCCUCUGCAGUACGCCGACCAGUUCCUGCAGCUGUCCACCCGCCUGCCCAGCCCCAACGUAUAUGGCUUUGGAGAGCAUGUGCACCAGCAGUACCGGCAUGACCUGGACUGGAAGACGUGGCCCAUCUUUCCUCGUGACACUUUUCCCACUGGGGAUGUGAAGAACCUAUAUGGGGCUCACACAUUCUUCCUGUGCCUGGAAGACAACACCGGCAAUUCCUUCGGGGUGUUCCUCCUCAACAGCAAUGCCAUGGAGGUGGCCCUCCAGCCUGCCCCCGCGGUCACCUACCGGACGGUCGGCGGCAUCCUCGACUUCUACGUGUUCCUGGGUGGCUCGCCAGAGGAAGUGGUCCGAGAGUAUCUGGAGCUGAUAGGGAGACCGUUCCUGCCUGCCUACUGGAGCCUGGGAUUCCACCUGAGCCGCUGGGAGUAUGGUGGCCUGGAGAGGAUGAAAGCAGUCGUAGACAGGACCCGGGAUGCUGGUAUCCCCUAUGAUGUGCAACAUUCUGACAUCGACUACAUGGACCAGAAGAAGGACUUCACUUUUGACCCUGUGGCGUACAAAGGCCUGCCUGAGUUUGCCAGAGAGCUGCAUAACCUCAACCUGAAAUAUGUCGUCAUAAUGGACCCGGCCAUCCCCAUGCAUUCCUACGGCCCCUAUGAACGGGGAUCUGGCAUGAAUGUUUGGGUCAACUCAUCGGAUGGGGUAACCCCCCUCAUCGGAGAGGUGUGGCCAGGACCCACUGUGUUCCCCGACUACAGCAACCCAGCGUGUAUGCAGUGGUGGGCCCAAGAGUUUCACCUCUUCCAUCAACAGCUGACCUUCGACGGGAUCUGGAUUGAUAUGAAUGAAGUCUCAAACUUUGCUAACGGUUCCAAUAAAGGAUGUGCCCCAAACGCCCUGAACUACCCACCUUUUACUCCAGGCAUCGUGGACCAGCUGCUGUUCUCCAGGACACUGUGCAUGGACGCGGUGCAGCACGGCGGCCUCCACUACGACCUCCACGGGCUGUACGGCCACACCAUGGCAGCCGCCACUCAGGAGGCUGCCCAAGGCAUCUACUCCACUAACAGAAGCUUCAUCCUGACACGAUCCACCUUUGCCGGCUCGGGGAAGUUUGCGGCCCACUGGCUGGGAGACAAUGCGGCCACCUGGGAUGACCUGCGCUGGUCCAUCCCCGGGAUGCUCGAGUUCAAUCUGUUUGGGAUCCCCAUGGUGGGCCCGGACAUCUGUGGAUUUUCGGGGAACGUCACUGAAGAACUGUGUGCACGGUGGAUGCAGCUCGAGCCUUUUAUCCCUUUUCUCGGAAUCACAAUGGGUCGAGGUUUUCGGGACCAGGAUCCAGCCGCCUUUGGACGCGACUCUCUCCUGGCCAACUCCUCAAGGCACUACCUGAACAUCCGCUACAGUCUGCUGCCGUACCUCUACACCCUGUUUUACCGAGCACACACUGAGGGGGGCACCGUGGCCAGGCCCCUGAUGCACGAGUUCUACAGUGAUUCAGAAACCUGGGGCAUCUCUCAGCAGUUCCUGUGGGGUUCAGGACUCCUUAUCACACCAGUCCUGGAGCAAGGGGCAGCGAACAUCACCGCUUACAUGCCCGACGCCGUCUGGUAUGACUAUGAAACUGGUGUACGGAGCCGGUGGCGAAAGCAGGAGGUGGUGAUGCAUCUUCCAGUAGACAGGCUGGGGCUUCACCUGCGAGGGGUCACAUCCUCCCCACCCAGAAAGCCAGCCACAACCACGACCACCAGGUAUGGGGCCCCUGGGCUCAUCAUCUCACUGGACGAGAACAACGAAGCCAGAGGAGAGCUUUUCUGGGAUGACGGCACAACUAACGACACCGUGGCAUCCCAAGCCUAUCUGUUGCAUGAGUUUUCAUUCAUCAAGGAUCACUUAGACGUGAAGGUAUCACACAGUGGCUACACAGACCCUAACGGCUUGGCGUUUGAGGAGAUUAAAAUCCUUGGUACUCAAAAGAUCAGCAACAUCGUGGUCAAACACAAUGGCACCAAAAUUCCAUCCUCCCCCACAGUCCACUACGACGCGGCAGCCAAGGUGGCCCUUAUCACUGGCCUCCAGCUGGACCUGGGAAAAGCCUAUUCUCUGCACUGGAACCUGGAGUUCAGUGACUUGGAAAGGAUCGACUGCUUACCUGACCUCGAGCACCCCUCUGAGGAGAACUGUACAGUCCGUGGUUGUGUGUGGGAGCCUACGAACUCAUCCAUCCCGUCUUGCUACACCGUCAGUGAUGCAUAUUCCAUCAGCAACGUCCAGCACGAGCCUAUGGGACUGUCAGCUGACCUCACGCUGACCCUGCCUCGCUCCGGUCUGCCUUCAACCCCUGUACACACUCUGCGCCUGGUUGUGACCUAUCACAAGAAUAACUUGUUGCAGUUUAAGAUUUUGAUCCCAACAGCCAGAGCUGGGACUUCGCAACUCCCCGGCUUCACAUUCAAUGACCUGUUCCUGCGCAUCUCCACCCGCCUGCCCUCCGCCCACAUCUAUGGCUUUGGGGAGACGGAGCACCGGACCUUCCGCCAGGACCUGGACUGGCACACCUGGGGGAUGUUCUCAAGGGACCAGCCCCCGGGGUACAAGCUGAACUCAUACGGCGUUCACCCCUACUACAUGGCUCUGGAGGAGGACGGCCAUGCCCACGGUGUGCUCCUGCUCAACAGCAAUCCGCAGAUGUCCACGUUCCAGCCGACGCCAGCACUGACCUACGCCACGACUGGGGGGAUUCUGGACUUUUUUGUGGUCUUGGGCCCAACUCCAGAACUGGUGACUCAGCAGUACACUGAGUUGAUUGGACGGCCAGUGAUGCCACCGUACUGGGCUCUGGGCUUCCAGCUGUGUCGCUAUGGAUACCAGAAUGACUCAGAGAUCGCCGAACUGUACGACGAAAUGGUGGCAGCAAAGAUUCCCUAUGACGUGCAGUACUCGGACAUCGAUUACAUGGAGCGGCAGUUGGAUUUCACGCUCAGCCCCAACUUUUCUGGCUUCUGCCUUGAUGACCGCAUGAAGACAGCAGGGAUGAGAGUCAUCCUCAUCCUGGAUCCCGCCAUCGGCAAUGAGACGAAGCCAUAUCCGGCGUUCACCCGGGGGAAGCAGGACGAUGUCUUCAUCCGGUGGCCGGAUGGCAGCGACAUUGCCUGGGGAAAGGUGUGGCCAGAUUAUCCCCAAUUGUUGGUAAACGGGUCCCUUGACUGGGAGACCCAAGUGGAGCUGUACCGGGCUCACGUGGCCUUCCCAGACUUUUUCCGCAACUCAACAGCUGCCUGGUGGAAAAGAGAAAUCCUGGAACUGCACACCAACCCGCGGGAGCCCCACAAGAGCCUCAAGUUCGAUGGCUGUGGAUUGUAAGAGUCCAGCAGCUUUGUCAAUGGUGCCGUCGGUGGCUGCCGAAAUGACGUCCUGAACCACCCUCCAUAUAUGCCGCACUUGGCUUCCAGGGAGCGGGGUCUGAGCAGCAAGACCCUGUGCAUGGAGAGUCAGCAGUUCCUGACUGACGGCUCAGUGCGGCACUAUGAUGUACACAACCUGUACGGUUGGUCCAUGAAACCCACCUAUGACGCCGUCCAAGAAGCUACAGGGCAGCGGGCCCUGGUCAUCAGUCGCUCGACGUUCCCCUCAGCAGGGCGCUGGGGUGGACACUGGCUCGGGGACAACACAGCAGCAUGGGACCAGCUGGGGAAGUCCAUCAUCGGCAUGAUGGAGUUCAGCCUCUUCGGGAUUUCCUAUACGGGAGCGGACAUCUGUGGGUUCUUCAAUGACGCGGACUACGAGAUGUGUGCCCGCUGGAUGCAGCUGGGGGCCUUCUACCCCUUCUCCCGCAACCACAACACCAUCGGCACCAAGAGACAAGACCCAGUGGCCUGGAACAAGACCUUUGAGGAUCUCUCCAGGAGUGUGCUCAACACCAGAUACACCCUGCUGCCCUACCUAUACACGCUCAUGCACGAUGCCCACGUGAACGGCAGCACUGUCAUCCGUCCGCUGUUCCACGAGUUUGUGGAGGACACGGUGUCCUGGGACGUCUUCGAGCAGUUUCUGCUGGGCCCUGCCUUCCUGGUCAGCCCUGUUCUCAAGGCCAAUGCAGUCCACGUCUCGGCUUAUUUCCCCAAAGCUCGCUGGUACAGCUAUCACACGGGAAUGGAGGUGGGAGCGAGGGGGCAGUGGAGGAACCUAUCAGCGCCCCUGGACCACAUCAACCUGCAUGUCCGAGGAGUCCACAUCCUGCCGUGCCAGAAGCCGGCCAACAACACCCACUACAGUCGACGCAACGCCCUGGCACUCCUCGUGGCUUUGGAUGAGGACGGACUGGCCACAGGGCAGCUUUUCUAUGAUGGGCAAAGCAUCGACACUUAUGAAAGCGGGAAUUACCAUUUAUCGGCCUUCUCCGCCAGCCGGGGUCAUGUGGAGGUUCACGUUCUCCACCAAGGAUUCUUGGACCUGAACAGGCUCACCUUUCAGGAGAUUAAGAUCUUUGGACUGGAUUUGGAACCGGUCAGCGUCACAGUGAAGCAGAAUGGGGUUUUGCUGCCGAUGGUGCCUGCCAUCAGCUACGAUCCUGUUAACCAGGUCACCCGUAUUACAGGGCUGCGUCUGGAGCUAGGAAAGGCUUACAGGGUGGAAUGGAGCUUGAAGAUCAGUGACCUGGAAAAGUUCGACUGCUACCCCGACCAGCACGGUGCCUCUGAGAGCACCUGCCAGCAGAGGGGCUGCGUCUGGGAGCCAACCAGCACCCCGGGGGUGCCUUUCUGCUACAUCACUAAGAACUACUACACCGCCCAGAACAUCCAGUACAGCACGACCGGCAUCACCGCUGACCUCUCCCGGAGCUCCGAGCCCAAUCACCUGCCCUCUACUCCCAUAAGCGCCCUCCGCCUAGUCGUGACCUUCCAUCAGGACCACCUGCUGCAGUUUAAGAUCUUCGACCCCAACAGCCGGAGGUAUGAAGUGCCGGUGCCUGUGAACAUCCCCCACUCUCCUGCUGGGACCGCUGAGGCCCAGCUGUAUGAUGUCAAAGUUAAAGAAGACCCCUUCGGGAUCGAAAUUAGACGCAGGAGCACCGGCACAGUGAUCUGGAACUCACAGCUCCCUGGCUUCACAUUCAACGACCUGUUCCUGCGCAUCUCCACCCGCCUGCCUUCCCGCCACAUCUAUGGCUUUGGGGAGACGGAGCACCGGACCUUCCGCCAGGACCUGAAUUGGCACACUUGGGGGAUGUUCUCGCGGGACCAGCCCCCGGGGUACAAGCUGAACUCUUACGGCGUUCACCCCUACUACAUGGCACUGGAGGAGGAUGGCCAUGCCCACGGCGUGCUCUUGCUUAACAGCAAUGCCAUGGAUGUCACACUCCAGCCGAUGCCAGCACUGACCUACCGCACGACUGGGGGGAUUCUGGACUUUUUUGUGGUCUUGGGCCCAACCCCAGAGCUGGUGACCCAGCAGUACACCGAGCUAAUCGGACGACCAGCGAUGCCACCAUACUGGGCUCUGGGCUUCCAGCUGUGUCGUUAUGGAUACCAGAACGACUCGGAGAUCGCAGAUCUGUAUGACGCGAUGGUGGCGGCAAAUAUUCCUUAUGAUGUGCAGUACUCAGAUAUUGAUUACAUGGAGCGGCAAAUGGACUUCACGCUCAGCCCUCACUUUGCCGGAUUCCCCGCCUUGAUCGAUCGCAUGAAGGCCGCGGGAAUGAGAGUCGUCCUCAUCCUGGAUCCCGCCAUCUCGGGCAACGAGACGAAGCCAUAUCCCGCAUUCACCCGGGGGCAGCAGGACGACGUCUUCAUCCAGUGGCCAGAUGGCAGUGACAUCGCUUGGGGAAAGGUGUGGCCGGAUUAUCCCAAUGUCGUGGUAAAUGGGUCUCUUGACUGGGAGACCCAAGUGGAGCUGUACCGGGCUCACGUGGCCUUCCCAGACUUUUUCCGCAACUCGACAGCUACCUGGUGGAAAAGAGAAAUCUUGGAACUGCACACCAACCCGCAGGAGCCCCACAAGAGCCUCAAGUUCGACGGCUUGUGGAUUGACAUGACGAGCCAGCCAGCUUUGUCAACGGUGCCCGUCGGCGGCUGCCGAAACAACUCCCUGAACCACCCGCCAUAUAUGCCGCACCUAACUUCCCGGGACCGGGGUCUGAGCAGUAAGACCCUGUGCAUGGAGAGUCAGCAGUUCCUGGCCGACGGCUCCCCAGUGCGGCACUAUGACGUACACAACCUGUACGGGUGGUCCCAGAUGAAACCCACCUUUGAUGCUGUCCAAGAGGCCACAGGGCAGCGGGCCCUGGUCAUCAGCCGCUCAACAUUCCCCUCAGCGGGGCGCUGGGGAGGACACUGGCUCGGGGACAACACUGCGGCAUGGGACCAGCUGGGGAAGUCUAUCAUCGGCAUGAUGGAGUUCAGCCUCUUCGGGAUCUCCUAUACGGGAGCGGAUAUCUGCGGGUUCUUCAAAGACGCAGACUACGAGAUGUGUGCCCGCUGGAUGCAGUUGGGGGCCUUUUACCCCUUCUCCCGCAACCACAACACCAUUGGCACCAAGAGGACAGACCCAGUGGCCUGGAACAAGACCUUUGAGGAUCUCUCCAGGAACGUACUCAUCACCAGAUACACCCUGCUGCCCUACCUCUACACGCUAAUGCACGAUGCCCAUGUGAACGGCAGCACCGUCGUCCGUCCACUGCUUCACGAGUUUGUGGAGGACCCAGUGUCCUGGGAUGUCUUCGAGCAGUUUCUGUUGGGCCCCGCCUUCCUGGUCAGCCCCGUUCUCAAGGCUAAUGCAGUCCACGUCUUGGCUUAUUUCCCCAAAGCUCGCUGGUACAGCUAUCACACGGGAACCGAGAUGGGAUCAAGAGGGCAGUGGAGGAACCUGUCAGCGCCCCUGGACCACAUCAACCUGCAUGUCCGUGGGGGCCACAUCCUGCCAUGCCAGGGUCCAGGCAACAACACCCGCUACAGUCGGCGCAAUGCCCUGGGACUCCUCGUUGCAUUGGAUGAGAAUGGACAGGCCACAGGGCGGCUGUUCUGGGACGAUGGGCAAAGCAUCGACACGUAUGAAAGUGGGAAUUACCAUUUAUCAGCCUUCUCUGCCAGCCGGGGUCACAUGGAAGUGCACGUUCUCCACCGGGGAUUCUCGGAUCCGAACAGGCUUGCCUUUCAGGAGAUUAAGAUCUUCGGGCUGGACUUGGAACCGGUCAACAUCACAGUGAAGCAGAACGGGGUCCCACUCUCGACAGUGCCCAUCACAAGCUAUGAUCCUGUGAAUAAGGUCGCCCGCAUCACGGGGCUGCGUCUGGAACUGGGAGAGGCCUACAGGGUGGAAUGGAGCUUGAAGGUCAGUGAUCUGACAAAGAUCGACUGCUACCCCGAAGAACACAGUGCCUCUGAGAAAAACUGCCAACAGCGGGGCUGCCUCUGGGAGCCAACCAGCACUCCAGGGGUCCCUUUCUGCUACAUCACCAAGAACUACUACACCGCCCAGAACAUCCAGUAUAGCGCAACUGGCAUCACCGCUGACCUCACCCGAAGUGCCGAGCCCAAUCACCUGCCCUCCACUCCCAUAAGCCCCCUCCGCCUGGACGUGACCUUCCAUCAUGACCACCUGCUGCAGUUUAAGAUCUCUGACCCCAGCAGCCGGAGGUACGAAGUUCCGGUGCCCCUGAACAUUCCCCACCCUCCAGCCAGGACUGCCGAGGCCCAACUGUAUGAUGUCUUCAUUAAGGAUGACCCCUUUGGGAUCGAAAUCAGACGCAGGAGCACCGGCACGGUGAUCUGGGACUCGCAACUCCCCGGUUUCACGUUCAAUGACCUGUUCCUGCGCAUCUCCACCCGCCUGCCCUCCCGCUACAUCUAUGGCUUCGGGGAGACGGAGCACCGGACCUUCCGCCAGGACCUGGACUGGCACACCUGGGGGAUGUUCUCACGGGAUCAGCCCCCGGGGUACAAGCAGAACUCGUACGGCGUUCACCCCUACUACAUGGCGCUGGAGGAGGAUGGCCAUGCCCACGGUGUGCUCCUGCUCAACAGCAAUGCUAUGGAUGUUACACUCCAGCCUACACCAGCACUGACCUACCGCACAACUGGAGGGAUUCUGGACUUUUUUGUGGUCUUGGGCCCAACUCCAGAGCUGGUGACCCAGCAGUAUACCGAGCUGAUCGGACGGCCAGCGAUGCCACCGUACUGGGCUCUGGGCUUCCAGUUAUGUCGCUAUGGAUACCAGAAUGACUCGGAGAUAGCAGAGCUGUACGACCAGAUGGUGGCAGCAAAGAUCCCCUAUGAUGUGCAGUACUCAGACAUCGAUUACAUGGAGCGGCAGCUGGACUUCACACUCAGCCCUCAUUUUGCCGGCUUCCCCGCCUUGAUUGACCGCAUGAAGACUGCGGGUAUGAGAGUCAUUCUCAUCCUGGAUCCCGCCAUCUCGGGCAAUGAGACAAAACCGUAUCCCGCAUUCACCCGGGGACAGCAGGACGACGUCUUCAUCCGGUGGCCGGAUGGCAGUGACAUCGCUUGGGGAAAGGUGUGGCCAGAUUAUCCCAACGUCAUGGUGAAUGGAUCUCUUGACUGGGAGACCCAAGUUGAGCUGUAUCGGGCUCAUGUGGCCUUCCCAGACUUUUUCCGCAACUCGACAGCUGCCUGGUGGAAAAGAGAAAUCUUGGAACUGCACACCAACUCACUGGAACCCCACAAGAGCCUCAAGUUUGAUGGCUUGUGGAUUGACAUGAACGAGCCAGCCAGCUUUGUCAAUGGUGCUGUCGGUGGCUGCCGAAACGACUCCCUGAACCACCCACCAUAUAUGCCGCAUUUGGCUUCUAGGGAGCGGGGCCUGAGCAGCAAGACCCUGUGCAUGGAGAGUCAGCAAUUCCUGGCCGACGGCUCCCCGGUGCGGCACUACGACGUGCACAACCUGUACGGGUGGUCCCAGAUGAAACCCACCUAUGAUGCCAUCCAGGAGGCCACGGGGCAGCGGGGCCUGGUCAUCAGCCGCUCGACGUUCCCCUCGGCCGGGCGCUGGGGUGGACACUGGCUUGGGGACAACACGGCGGCGUGGGACCAGCUGGGGAAGUCCAUCAUUGGUAUGAUGGAGUUCAGCCUCUUCGGGAUCCCCUAUACGGGAGCAGACAUCUGUGGGUUCUUCAAUGAUGCAGACUACGAGAUGUGUGCCCGCUGGAUGCAGCUGGGGGCCUUCUACCCCUUCUCCCGCAACCAUAACACCAUUGGCACCAAGAGACAAGACCCGGUGGCCUGGAACAAGACUUUCGAGGAUCUCUCCAGGAAUGUGCUCAACGCUAGAUACACUCUGCUACCCUACCUGUACACGCUCAUGCAUGAUGCCCACGUGACUGGCAACACCGUCGUCCGUCCUCUCCUCCACGAGUUUGUGGAUGACAAGGUGACCUGGGAUGUCUUCAAGCAGUUUCUGCUGGGCCCCGCCUUCCUGGUCAGCCCUGUUCUGGAGCCGGCGCAAGUCAAGGUGGCUGCCUACUUCCCAAGAGCCCGCUGGUAUGACUAUUACUCGGGGUCUGAGGUGGAAGCAAGGGGACAAUGGAAGAACCUGUCAGCUCCCCUCGACCACAUCAACCUGCACAUCCGCGGGGGCCACAUCCUGCCAUGCCAGGAGCCAGCCAACAACACCCACUUCAGCCGCCAGAACUUCAUCCUGCUGAUCGUGGCCCCUGGACGAGAGGUGGUGAGGCGGCAAGGUCGGCUGUUCUGGGACGACGGCCAGAGCAUCGAUACCUACGAAGCCGGGAAUUACUACCAGGCCUCCUUUUCCGCCCGCCAGAAUCACUUGGAGACUCACAUUGUGCACAACCAGUUCAUCACUGCAAGAAACCAGCUGGCGCUGGGUUUCAUCCACAUCUGGGGGCUGGCGGAGCCUUCAGUCAUCAGUGUUUCCGUCGAGGUCGAUGGGGGUCACACGGCCGCUCAAUCUCUUCCAGCAUGAUCCAGCCAAGCAGGUGCUCAGCGUGAAUUUGACAAGCCAAGCUUUGACCCCUGGAGAAGCCACUCUCGGCUCACGUGGCAGACAUCCCAGUGACCUCUGACAGAUCUCGCACCCCUCGUCCAUGACAGUCCUGCAGUGGAAGCUUUAGCUUGAUUGGACACAUUGCUAGAACCCCAUGGGAUGGACUGCAUACAACAGAAUCCCUGUUCCAUCUCCGCCUGAGCCGAGGGAGCUGGUGGCUGAUGUGAGAGGUCCAGGGAACGCCUCUGGAAAGGGGGAAAGACUGUGGGAGAAGGGAGCACGAGGUUGGGAGAAAGGGGAGCAAAAAUGGGUGCCAAGAGAAGAGCCGACAGUG